ACUGUGGCAUCUGCAAAUCACUUUCACCUCCAGAGACAUCACAUAUCUAGCUGUGCUAGGCACUUCAGGAGCUUCGGUUCUGUACCAUUUACAGCAGUCAUAAAACAAACAAUACUCAGGAGCUAGUGAAUCUAGAUUCACUUUAAUUCUUUAUUUGUAAAUCUGAGCUUCGCUUUAGCAGAAUGAACAGCAAAAUUGUCUACCUGUCUAUUAUUUUGUUCGUGGCAUAUCUGACCAGCAGUGAAGGAAUGAAUCUGAGAGGUCUGGGUGUAGAUCCACGCUGUCGCUGCAUUGAAACAGAGAGUCGGCGCAUUGGUAAACUAAUCGCGAGUGUGGAAAUCUUCCCCCCCAGCCCACACUGCAAAGACACAGAGAUCAUUGCCACUCUGAAGGGCACCAUGGAGGAGAUCUGUUUGGACCCUACUGCCCCAUGGGUUAAGAAGGUUAUUGAGAAGUUUCUUGCCAACAAAGCACCAUGAAUGUGUAAAUCAUCUGAUGUGUUUUUCGAUGCAACCUUGAGCAAGAAGACUAUAUUUAAAACUGUUUGUUUACAUGUUUAAUGUUACCUAUUUAUAUAUUGUUUUAAGUAUGUAUCUAUUUUGUACUGUAUUUGAAAAU
This is a messenger RNA of Myxocyprinus asiaticus (Chinese sucker), 618 nucleotides long. It is a transcript of the gene cxcl8a, whose product is annotated as chemokine (C-X-C motif) ligand 8a. Gene Ontology annotation, molecular function: CXCR chemokine receptor binding; chemokine activity. Gene Ontology annotation, biological process: inflammatory response; antimicrobial humoral immune response mediated by antimicrobial peptide; cellular response to lipopolysaccharide. The record is from RefSeq and is a predicted model, not a curated record. The coding region runs from base 183 to 479 and encodes 98 amino acids. NCBI's taxonomy places the organism in Eukaryota, Metazoa, Chordata, Actinopteri, Cypriniformes, Catostomidae. The transcript has 4 exons. Gene Ontology annotation, cellular component: extracellular region.